CAGGCUGCCGAUCCAGCCGGGAGGGAGCUGGGGCUGGGAGCAUCCUCGCUCCCUCUCUGCCAUUCUGCCGGCACCAGCUCCUCCCUCCUGCAUCUCAGGCAGCGCAGGGUGAGUCCAACAGCCUCUCCUACGAUGUGUCUGCCCGAUCUACUACAGCCUGAACACAGCCCGUACUCUGCCUUCCCUCCAGCCGAGCUCGUGAGUGAGACACGGUGCCUGCCAUCCGUCAGGGGGGAAUGGCAUAUGGAGACCUGAGCAGCCUUAACUCACCAUCUUCCACCACGGGAACGAUUUUGAAGAAUUCCAUGUUUUUUCAGCACCUUUGCUACUUCAUUGUUGCCUGGCUUUUUGAGAGCAUGAGUUCUGAUCAUUAGGGGUGCUGCCACCUGAAUAUUUCUUCAUCAGAUGCCACAAAGAGAGUCUAGGAAAACAAAGAAACUUGUGAUGUGGAGCUGACAGUUUUGGUUUCAGCUGGUGAAAACUUGCAGAAUCAGUGAGAAGGCAAAGAAAAAAAUGCCCAGGACAAUGUCAGUAACUCCUGGUAAUUUCUCACUCAAUGGGACAAGCUUCUUCACUGAGAACCACAGCAUUAUGGACAAACCCAGUGAGCCGAGAACUUGGAAUGUCUUUCUGUUCUGUUUGACUUUUGCCAUUGCAGUCCCAGCCCUUCUGGGCAGCAUUUAUUCACUAGUUUCCCUGCUGAAACUGCAGAACAAAACCACGGUUUCGAUGAUUGUGACCUCUUUGGCAGCAGAUGAUCUGAUCAGCAUCACGCCAGUGAUUAUUUUCAUGCUCACACAGUGGUCAAGCGAAGUCCUCCCCCAGCCUCUGUGUACCACCUCAGCGUUUAUGUAUUUAUUCCAGGGCAUUUCUAGCAACCUGAAAGGGUCUCUUAUAGUUUCUUACAACUUCUGCACCCUCAACACGACUGGGACACUGAGCUGCAGCUCCUCCAAGAGCCGCAUGAGCGUGGUAUGGGUCAUUCUCACCAUCUGGACUGUCAGUUUGCUGAUGUGCAUUUUGCCUCUCUGUGGUUGGGGCAGGUACAUCCCCACGUCCUGGGGCUGCUUCGCCGACUGUGCCAGUUCCUACAUCCUGUUUGUGUUCGUUGUGUACUCGCUGUGCUUCUCCCUGCUGGCAGUGCUGGCCGUUCCCCUCACUCUGCAGCUGCUGUGCUCAGGUGAGCCACAGCUGCUACACACCGAGUACCUGCAGGGCUCUGGAGGCUUCAUCUCCCCUGGGACACCACGGAGAUGCGGUGCUGCUGCCCCUGCGCUGUCGCUGCUGGACCCUGGGGAUAAAACCCUCCAGCCUUUCCAAAACUCGGAGGCAGUUUUUGGGAAGGGUGUGGCUGAGAGCAGCACAAAGAGCAGGAGCUUCAUCGUGGGCUUUGCCCAGAAACGAUUCUCGCUGAUCCUGGCACUGACCAAAGUCCUUCUCUGGCUCCCAAUGAUGAUACAGAUGGCUGUCCAGUAUGUCACUGGGCUGCAGAGCCUUUCAUUUGAGACACUGAGCUUCCUGCUGACUGCGCUGGCUGCCACAGUCACCCCGGUGUUUCUCCUGUCACAGCACUGGCUCCACCUGCCCUGUGGCUGCAUCAUCAAUUGCAGGAGGAACUCCUAUGCAGUGUCUUCAGAAGAUGCCAAAACCAAGCGCAGUGGUUUCGAGUUCAACCUAUCAUUCCAGCAAGGCUAUGGAAUCUACAGGAUAUCCCAGGAGAACCCUCCCCGCCACAGUGGCGAUGGUAAAUCCACAUCCUACCACAACCUGGUGAGCUCUGACUGCAAGGAGCUGGGGCCUGGCAGAGGCAGCGACGCCGUCGGCUCCGUGUUCCUGCCCACGGCAUUGGGACACGGCUCCUGGGGCACCCCGGGGGGGAGUGGGACAGGCCCCACAUGCCCCCCUCCUCAUGGGCCAGGGGCCUGUCAGGGCCAGGAGGGCACAAACUGUGACCCAUCAGCGUUCCCUGAAGGACCAGAGUGGAGGCUGUCCCACGAGGAAAGCCACAAACCAGAACUCUCGGACUGGGAGUGGUGCCGGAGUAAAUCCGAGAGGACCCCUCGGCAGCGCGCGGGCGGGGCCCUGGCCGUCCCUCUGUGCGCAUUCCAGGGGACUGUGUCUCUCCAGGCCCCCACCGGCAAAACACUCUCCCUGUCCACAUACGAGGUGAGCUCUGAGGGGCAGAAAAUAACCCCCAUGUCCAAGAAAAUCGAGGUGUAUCGCUCCAAAAGCGUCGGGCAUGAGCCGAGCCCAGGGGAGCCUGCGGACACGUUUGCUGACACGAGUGUUAAGAUUCACUUGGAGGUGCUGGAGAUCUGUGACAACGAAGAGGCCCUGGACACCGUGUCCAUCAUCAGCAACAUCAGCCAGUCCUCCACGCAGGCGCGGUCACCCUCCCUGCGCUACUCCCGCAAGGAGAACAGGUUUGUGUCUUGUGAGCUGGGGGAAAGUGCCUCCUACUCCCUGCUCAUCCCCUCGCACAGCCCCGGCAGCGACUUCAGCAUCUCCAUCCCAGACACUGUCGAGGCUCAUCGGCAGAACAGCCAAAAGCAGCACUCAGCCAGGGGAGGGUACCAGGAGGAGAUACAGCUGCUGAACAAAGCCUACAGAGAGCGGGAGGAGCAGGGGAGCAGCAACUGAAGGGUGUUUAAUCUACACACCUCAACUGCUCUGACAGACAGUGCUCCCCUUGGCUCAAGUUACCCAAGCAAAUACAGUAUCAGCUGUUUUUCUCCUAGCAUACAAAUUUUAUUUGGGUGCACUGUUGAAUAGAUUCAAACUGUUAAGGCUAUAUCAAGGGGAUAACAAAUACUCAAGUGCUUUAUAGCUUUCCAUAGUGAAUUUUAAGUUACUUAUUUAUAUAUCUAUUUAUUUGAGGAAAAUGUGUGUCUAAAGGGAAUCCUAAAUAAAGUCUUAAACCCCA
Molecule: messenger RNA, 2923 nt
Organism: Corvus hawaiiensis (hawaiian crow)
Lineage: Eukaryota; Metazoa; Chordata; Aves; Passeriformes; Corvidae
Gene: GPR149
Product: G protein-coupled receptor 149
Exons: 4
Coding region: 514-2640 (708 amino acids)
Biological process (GO): neuropeptide signaling pathway
Cellular component (GO): neuron projection; membrane
Molecular function (GO): G protein-coupled receptor activity; neuropeptide binding
Source: RefSeq, a predicted model, not a curated record